AUGCCAUCACGAGCAGUUCCUGGCUGGCCUCAGCAAGGAGAGGACGCUCGUCUUGAAGCCAACAUGAGGCACCUGCUCCCCAUAGCUCUUCUGCUCCUCCUCUCUGCCUUUUAUGGGGUCAUCUCAAGCACUCAGAGUACCCAAGGAACAUCUUGGUAUAGUUUAAGGGUGCCUAACGCCACACUUAAUGAUCCCGGCCACGCUGUCCUGCAAAAUGCUUCAGUAAGUUUGCUGCAGUGUGCAGAACUUGCCAGCCUGACUUUUCCAGAUGGAAUUUUCUGCUACAUCAACAGGAUAUGCAGCCUCCAUGAUUUGCAGGUUGAUAGGACCAUUGACGGAUGCUUGUAUGUUAGUAACAUCUGCUACAUGCAACAACAUCCAAAGCCCUGUAAUUCCUUCGCUGUGGUGUCCGGACUGGAGGAUUUGGGUCGCUUACUUUUGCCACCCAACAUUAAGAUGGCGUUUGAUGCCUCUCGAUCGUUCUGUAUGUGUCUAGGUGGAGACCUGCUUGUGGCGCCUACAGCGGAUGCCUUCCUGCGUCUAGCAGCGUAUUACACCCAAACCAGUACCUGUGGCAGCAUCCAUGUAUCCAGGAGCAAUGUGGAGAGUGUGGCUAGCGCCUUCCUGGAGAGUCUGGACACUCUGGCGUCAGAGAAGUGCAGCAAGGUGAUGCUCUCUCAGUGGCAGCAUCAUCUCAGCCUCCCGGAUGCUGAGGAGGAGGCCACGCUGCCCCACGACCAGUGGCAGAAGGAGAUGUGGCAGGCAGCGCAGGUGUUUAAGGAGCACUUAGGUGAGCUGCCAGGGCACCUCACAAGACAGUUCCAGUUGCUCUCCAUCCUGGGCACAGCCGCCUUGCCCGACGACGAACUGGCGAAGAUACGCGCCAUCAAGUCAAAGAUGCUGGACGUCUAUAACACCGCCAAGACCUGUGACUUCAAGAACUCGACCAGGUGUGACCUCAGCCUCAAACCAGAGCUGACUCAGAUCAUGCAGGAGAGCCGGGACUACGAGGAGCUGACACAGGCCUGGCAAGCUUGGCGGGACAGCUCUGGCAGGAAGAUGAACGGUCUCUACAGAGAGUACACCCAGCUGGCCAACGAGGCCGCCAAGCUCAAUGGAUUCAACAACAUGGCGGAGAUGUGGCUGAUUGAAUACAACGAGACAGGAACCUUUAUGGACAAUGUAGCAGACAGUUACAAGCAGCAGAUGCCUCUCUACAAGCAGCUGCACGCCUACGUCAGGAGGAAACUACGAGAGGUGUAUGGGGCCGAGCGGGUGACGGCCCGGGGGCCCAUCCCGGCCCACCUGCUGGGGGACAUGUGGGCUCAGAGGUGGGACCACAUCUACCACUUGGUGGCCCCUUACCCGGCCAGGAAGUCACUGGACGUCACGGAACAGAUGCGGAAGCUGGGGUACACACCGAAGAUGAUGCUGGAGGUGGCGGACGACUUCUUCGCUUCAAUGAACCUGACACGGCUGCCUGAAGCGUUUUGGCAACAUUCUAUCCUUGAGAAACCCGCCAAUUCCCUGUGUCACUCUUCUUCUUGGGACUUUUGUAACGGCAAGGACUACAGAAUCACAAUGUGCACGGAGGUUUCAAUGUCAAACUUGAUUUCCAUCCACCACGCCAUGGGCCGCACACAGUACCAGAUGCAGUACAAGCACCUGCCUUUGGUAUUCCGGGGGAGCGCCAAUCCUGGGUUUGGGGAAGCGGUUAGCCACGUCCUUAGUAUGAGUCUCUCAACCCAGACACAUCUGAAGAAAAUUGGUCUUCUGAGCCACCUCAAGGAAGACCGAGAAGCCGAGAUUAAUUUUCUCCUGAAGAUUGCCCUGAAUAAGAUCGCGUUCCUGCCUUUUGCCUUCCUGGCUGACAUGUGGCGGUGGGAUGUCUUCAACGGGGACAUCCCCCACACACACUGGAACUGUGCCUGGUGGCAGCUGAGGUUCCAAUUGCAGGGUAUGAAGCCCCCAGUUCCACGGAGCGAAGAGGAUUUCGAUCCAGGAGCCAUGUAUGAAGUGGCUGCAGGCGUUGAUUACAUCAGGUAUUUCGUAGCUCACGUAUUGCAGUUCCAGAUCCACAGAGCGCUGUGUAUCAUAGCAGGAGAAUACAACCCGCUCCAUUCCUCCAAACCACUCCACGAAUGUGACCUCUACCACUCCACCGAAGCUGGCAACGCUCUCCGGGCCAUGAUGCAGCUGGGAAAAUCCAAACCCUGGCCAGAGGCGCUGGAGGCGGUGACGGGCCAGAGGGAGAUGAACGCCUCCGCCUUGACCGAGUACUUCAGGCCCCUGCAGGAGUGGCUGACGAAGAACAACCAGAAACACGGAGAGUUUAUUGGCUGGGAGGCUGCUGCAGAGCUAUAUGGAAAAACAAAGCAACAAGCGAUGAUCGACUGGCCAGGUGUAAAGCUAUAUCACACAGCUUCAGCUAGCACUCUGUGGCAAGUAGCCAGAUGUAAAGCUAUAUCACACAGCUUCAGCUAUCAUUGUGCUAAAGAGGAGAGUUUUGAGAGGUGCAACAGCCUGUUGGACCAAGUUAUCACAAGUAGAGCCUGGUCUCAGGCAGUAGAAGAACUCCCGAGACCCUCUCUAGGCAAGAUCCAGGUAAGAUCAAAUGCAGCGGAGAUACAAAUCCAUCAGAGCCCUGUCUUGUCCGAUGGAAAUCAAUCGUCAAUACAUCAUGAGAGCGAUCAGUGUCAGGCAGUGCAGAAUGCGAAGUCGCAGCCGGGAGUCCGAACACGGGAUAUGGACCUGACAUGCUGUUUGAUUGAUCUGGAGGAGAGGAAAGGCGUAUGUGUUAAGAAUAUGAAGAAGCACUAA
This is a messenger RNA of Procambarus clarkii (red swamp crayfish), 2820 nucleotides long. NCBI's taxonomy places the organism in Eukaryota, Metazoa, Arthropoda, Malacostraca, Decapoda, Cambaridae. The record is from RefSeq and is a predicted model, not a curated record.